CGCUACCUCUCCAGAAACUUUUUGUGUCGUGUUAUUACUUCUCUGAGCAUGCGAGUUGCUGUUGAUUCUUAGUAUAAUCCACGGCUCUGCGCAUCCCGUGCCCCUCUCCACUGCAUACAAUGCCGCUCUCAUCUCUUCUCCGCACUUCCGCCCGCCUGGGGCAGACGGUUGUUGCUCGACGCUCACGACGAACUGCUUCCACAGUAACCUCCAAUUCCUCGAGUAACUUUCGCGCAUUAGACUCGAUUUUAAUUGCCAACAGGGGAGAAAUCGCUCUACGAGUUGGUAGGACUGCGGCCCAGCAUGGAAUUCGAGUCACUACGCUCUAUACGGAUCCAGAUUCCCAAGCGCAGCAUGCUUUGAGUACACCAUAUGCAUUCAAUCUCGGCUCCGUGUCCGCGUACCUCGAUGGAGACCGUAUCAUUGAAAUCGCAAAGGCCCAAGGAUGCCAGGGAAUACACCCCGGCUACGGCUUCCUUAGUGAGAACUCAGAGUUCGCACGAAAAUGUACAGAAGCAGGGCUGGUCUUUAUUGGACCGCCGUGGAAAGCUAUCGAGGAUAUGGGAGAUAAGAGUCAGUCUAAGCAUAUCAUGACUGCCGCUGGAGUGCCCUGUGUCCCCGGCUACCACGGUGAAAACCAAGACCCUAAUUUCCUCGAAGCGGAGGCCGAUAAAAUCAAAUACCCAGUGCUCAUCAAAGCAAUCAAGGGCGGUGGGGGCAAAGGAAUGAGAAUCGCUCGUUCAAAGGAAGAGUUUCAAGCGCAGCUUCAGUCGGCGAAGUCGGAGGCUAUGAACUCUUUUGGGGAUGACCAUGUCCUAGUCGAGAAAUAUAUCACAACACCGCGACACAUUGAGGUCCAAGUCUUUGCUGACAAACACGGAAAUUGUGUAGCGCUGGGAGAGCGAGAUUGCAGCAUCCAACGGCGACACCAAAAAAUCCUGGAAGAGUCACCGGCUCCUCACCUGCCUGAUGCCACAAGAAAAGACAUAUGGGCAAAGGCUCGGUCGGCCGCGUUAGCCGUUCGCUACGAGGGCGCCGGUACAGUUGAGUUUAUCUUCGACAACGAUACGGGAGAGUUCUUCUUCAUGGAAAUGAAUACUAGACUUCAGGUGGAGCAUCCCGUAACCGAGAUGGUCACUGGGCAAGAUUUGGUGCAUUGGCAGCUGAAGGUCGCGGAGGGCGCCGAGCUUCCAUUAACGCAGGAAGAAGUGGAAGCCAAUAUAGCUACCCAUGGUCAUGCGAUCGAAGCGAGAAUCUACGCUGAGAACCCUGCGCAGGGCUUCAUUCCAGAUUCCGGUGCUCUUCUCCAUGUCCGCACUCCCGCCACCACCGAGGACGUUCGAAUCGACGCCGGAUUUGUGCAAGGUGACGAGGUUUCGGCGCACUAUGAUCCCAUGAUUGCGAAACUAAUCGUUCGGGGCGCCGACCGACAAGAAGCUAUUCGCAAGCUUGCUGCAGCAUUGGAAGAGUACGAGGUGGCCGGCCCAGCGACGAAUAUCGAGUUCUUGAAAUCAGUUUGCAAAAGUGCCGACUUCAUCUCUGGCAAAGUCGAAACGGGUUACAUUGAGAAGCAUCACGACGAGCUAUUCGCCCAAUCGCCAAUUGAGCCGGAAGUGCUGGCACAAGUAGCACUGGCUUGCUUGCAUGACGACGCUCGUCUCGCCGCGCAAAAAGCAACCAAUUUUCAAGGCUCCGCAGUGGGAUUUGGGCCAGGCUUCCAACAACACCACAUGACCUUCACGAACUCAGCAUCAGCAAACAACGAGGCCUUUGACGUCAAAGUUCAACAAACCGGAGAGAACGUGUUCAAUGUAAAGAUUGGCGAGCACACUUUCGAGCAGGUGACCAGCCACCCUAAUGCGGACUUCCGCAUCAUCACCUCGUUCUUCCCGCACACCCGUUUGGACACCACUGUCAUCCGCGACGGCGAUUCAAUCGUCGUAUUUCAGCGCGGCAGGCAAUACCGCCUUACUACACCACGGGCGAAAUGGAUGGAAAAAGCACUCGGCAUGAAAGACGUCACAAAUAGUGUACUCGCCCCAAUGCCCUGCAAAGUCCUCCGUGUCGAGGUCCAAGCCGGCGAUACUGUAGAAAAGGACCAGCCACUUGUGGUGAUUGAGAGCAUGAAAAUGGAAACAGUCAUCCGCAGCCCACAAAGAGGGAAAAUUGCCAAAGUCGUCCAUCAAAAAGGAGACCAAUGCAAAAGCGGGACACCGCUUGUGGAGUUUGCUGGUGAAGACGAAGAGGCGUCGAAAUAGAUAUGGAAGGAUUGAAGCUAUGCUGCACCAAUAGAGAACAAAUGGUCAAGCAGAUAGUUCUUUGUUCAUGUCAUGACGAGCAUAUAAUACCUAGGCUCAAUGCAUUGUGAC
This is a messenger RNA of Aspergillus nidulans FGSC A4, 2369 nucleotides long. Its product is annotated as 3-methylcrotonyl-CoA carboxylase subunit mccA. Gene Ontology annotation, molecular function: metal ion binding; biotin carboxylase activity; ATP binding. Gene Ontology annotation, cellular component: mitochondrial matrix. The transcript has 5 exons. The coding region runs from base 120 to 2258 and encodes 712 amino acids. Lineage: Eukaryota; Fungi; Ascomycota; Eurotiomycetes; Eurotiales; Aspergillaceae. The record is from RefSeq and is a predicted model, not a curated record.